AUGAUAUACGAAUUUGGUUAUUGUUUGCUUGCGCUGAUCCUGUUCACAUAUACAGCAGAGUACCUGCUCGGGCUAACAGACAAUGUACAAGAGCCGCCUCGACUGAGAUCCAACAUGCCACUUAUCGGCCACAUCGUUGGGAUACUCCGUUAUGGACCAUCGUAUCAUAGUCAAUUGAGGGUUGCCUCCAGUUCAGAGAUAUUCACUCUAGGUAUUCUCAAUUUCAAGCUCUACACAAGCGUUUCGACCAGACUCUUGCCCGCCAUACAAAGACAGUCCAAGACCCUAUCUUUCCGGCCAAUGAUGCAGCACGUUGCACGUCGAUGGGGCGAUGCGAGUGACGAGACCAACAGAGCCUUCGGUGGACCCUUGUUAGAAGAUUUCAGCCAUGCUAUGAGGAUGAGUCUUGCACCAGGACCUCUCCUUGAUGAACAAAACAAGAGGAUGGCCGAAAGAGCACUCUCGGAUAUCGAUGCUUUGGCCAGCUCCUCGAAGACAGAGGGGAGCAAGAUCAUGCUGUUGGCCUGGGCCCGCCAUGUUGUUACGCAAGCAUCGAGCUGUGGAGUGUACGGAAACGAGCAUCCUUUGAUAGAUCCAGAAGUCGAGCAAGCAUUCUGGACUUGGCAUAGUCAUCUUUCUGCACAUAUCUCAGGCUUGGGUUUUGACAUCUUCCGAAGAGGCUACGCAGCACGACAGAAAGUCUUCGACGCACAUGCCAGAUACUGCAGUGACAUUCCUUCGGACGCAUCUCUACUGUUCACAGAACGCUGGCGCGUCUUGUUGGAAGCCGGUAUAUCCGAGGCGGAUUGCAUUAAGCAGCAAGCAACACUGCCAAUAGGAAUGUUGAGCAACACGGUCCCAACUCUUCAUUGGACCAUCUGCGAACUGUACUCCAGACAAGAUCUUCUGGCUGAGGUUCGGGAAGAGUUGGAAGCUCAUGCGAUCGUCGAGAAAGAAGACGGCUUCGCGCUCGACGUUGCUGCUUUGAAGACCGACUGCUCACUUCUUCUAUCCGUGUUCCAAGAAACCCAAAGGACUCGCCACAUCCAUGCUGCUAUCCGUAAAGUCAUGAGCGAUACGCUGCUGGAUGGCAAGUAUAUACUCAAGAAGGGGAACUAUCUUCAGAUGCCUGGAAGUUCAAUCCAUUCGAACAUUGAAUUAUGGGGUCCUUCAGCGACAGAGUUUGACCCCUACAGAUUUUGCAACCAGGAUUCGCACGCUAGCGGGUCCAAGCAAAGAGGUCGGGACUUUCUUGCAUGGGGCGCACCACCGCAUCUGUGUCCAGCACGACAAUUCGCAGCUAAGGAGAUCCUAAUCUUGGUUGCACUCCUAGUGAUGCGCGUAGAUCUUCGACCUGUCAGAGGAAUUUGGGAGAAGAGCCCAGCUCUCGAUUUAAAUGAUCCAGCCACGGUCCUCAACCCAAAGACAGAUGUCCAGGUACACGUUAGUGAAAGGGAGAAAUGGGCUGGCAAAUGGAGGUUGCACAUGUUGCCCAGUACAUGUCGGGUGCCUCUUGAAUCAGGCUAG
Messenger RNA from Aureobasidium melanogenum CBS 110374, 1527 nucleotides. RefSeq names its product cytochrome P450. Bases 1 to 1527 code for a protein of 508 amino acids. The transcript has 3 exons. Lineage: Eukaryota; Fungi; Ascomycota; Dothideomycetes; Dothideales; Saccotheciaceae. The record is from RefSeq and is a predicted model, not a curated record. Gene Ontology annotation, molecular function: iron ion binding; monooxygenase activity; heme binding.